Molecule: messenger RNA, 773 nt
Organism: Syngnathoides biaculeatus (alligator pipefish)
Lineage: Eukaryota; Metazoa; Chordata; Actinopteri; Syngnathiformes; Syngnathidae
Gene: rpl13a
Product: ribosomal protein L13a
Exons: 7
Coding region: 4-705 (233 amino acids)
Biological process (GO): negative regulation of translation; translation
Cellular component (GO): cytosolic large ribosomal subunit; ribosome
Molecular function (GO): structural constituent of ribosome; mRNA binding
Source: RefSeq, a predicted model, not a curated record
UAAAUGAGAACGCAUAUGUGUACGUCACUUCCGCCCGCCCGUGUCUUUUACCACAGGCAGCCCCGUGCGUCUUUCUUUUCGCACAUCAUGGCGGACCGCUUCAAUAAGGUUCUGCUACUAGAUGGCAGGGGCCACCUGCUUGGUCGGCUGGCUGCCAUCGUUGCCAAGCAGACCUUGCUGGGACACAAAGUUGUGGUGGUGAGAUGUGAAGGUAUCAACAUCUCUGGCAAUUUCUACCGUAACAAACUUAAGUACCUGGCUUUUCUACGCAAGAGGAUGAACACCAAUCCCUCCCGUGGACCGUACCACUUCAGAGCUCCAAGCAGGAUCUUUUGGAGGACGGUCAGAGGUAUGCUUCCCCACAAAACCAAGAGAGGCCAGGCCGCUCUGGAGAGGCUGAAGGUGUUUGACGGCAUCCCGCCACCCUAUGACAAGAGGAAGCGCAUGGUCGUCCCAGCUGCUCUUAAGAUUGUGCGCCUGAAGCCCACUCGUAAGUUUGCCCUCCUGGGACGUUUGGCCCAUGAGGUGGGCUGGAAGUACCAGGCCAUCACAGCCACGCUGGAGGAGAAACGGAAACAGAAGGCAAAGAUGCGCUACAACAAGAAAAAGGGCACCAUCAAGAUGACCAAAGUGGCAAUGAAGAACGUUGAGAGCAAAAUUGCAAAGUACACAGACGUUCUCAAACAGUUCGGAGUUCUUGUCUGAACGUAUUGUCUGGCCAAUAAAGUUAAAGGUAAAAAAAAAAAAAAACAUCAGAUACCUAAAUUACACAA